AUGGCCACCCUUGUGAGUGCACCGCUCAAUUCUGAGCCUGCGAACCCUGAGGAACGCAAAGACAACGACCUCCCACCCAAGAGCUACGCCGAUGCUGUUGAAGACGAAGCCCCUACAGCUGCCACAAAUGGAUCAAAGAUUAUGAAUGGAGUAAAUGGCGCAAGCGGAAACAAUGGCGUGAAUGGCGUGAGUGGCGCAAGAAGUGGGAAGCACACAGCUUCGGUUUUGAGGAUUGUUGACACUGGCGCGCCGGAGAAGAAGGAUGUGAAGGAAAAAGAAGGAGAAAGGCCUGCAAUAGAGAGGCAAGAGUCUAAGCAGGAAUACACUGCUACUGGCCUUGAUGAUACCCCUCGAACUCCGCCUCGUAAUAAACAUCGCAAAGCUGGAUCGAAAAGCAGCAAUAGCUCUAUUGGGUCUUCAAUUGAAAAAGUCAAAGUCAACGGGGAUCAUUCUGGGAAGGAAAGCAAAGUGAAGGACGACAAAGACAAUACAGUUGUAUUCGAAAAGUUCAAGGAAGAGAAAAAUGGAACCAAACUUGUGAGCGUCAAGCCAGCUCUCAGCUUUGAAAAGCAUACACACGAAAGUCACAAAGACACCUUCGAGCGACGUAAAGAAGAUGGACUUGCAAGUGGCCGAAAAGCCGGCCAGAGGUGGGAGAGAAGUGCCAUUCGCUGGGCCCCCUUGAACGUGCCUCUACAGAGGAGACUCCAGACCUUAGUUGUGCUUUGGCAUACGCUCUGCAUCGCUCUCUGCGUGUCGACAUUCUUCUUUCUUUGCGCCAUACCUUUGUUUUGGCCACUCCUGAUUCCAUACAUGAUUUACUGCAUGGCAUCUACUGCAUCGACUUCUGGGACACUGAGCCAUCGAUCGGAAUUUCUACGCUCAUUGCCCAUCUGGUCACUUUUUGCAUCUUAUUUCCCUGCUAGGCUUCACCGCACUCAGGAACUUCCUCCGACCAGAAAGUAUAUUUUUGGAUACCAUCCCCAUGGCAUCAUAUCCUUGGGUGCCUUUGCGGCUUUUGCCACUGAAUCUCUUGGAUUCGGACAACUAUUCCCUGGCAUCAAGAACACCCUUCUCACUCUUGAUUCCAACUUCCGAAUCCCAAUAUACAGGGAUUACGCUCUGGCCAUGGGCAUAGCGUCCGUCUCCAGAGAGUCAUGUGAGAAUCUACUUUCAAAAGGCGGUGCAAAUAAGGAGGGUAUGGGGCGAGGUAUCACCAUCGUCAUCGGGGGAGCUAGAGAGUCUUUGGAUGCUCAGCCACACCAGUUACGACUCGUCCUCAAGCGUCGCAAGGGAUUCGUCAAGAUGGCAAUACGAACAGGAGCCGACUUGGUCCCAGUAUUGGCAUUUGGCGAGAAUGAUCUCUAUGACCAGCUACAGCCUGACUCGCAUCCCAAGAUCCACAAGUUCCAACUUUUUGUUAAGAAGCUCUUAGGUUUCACCAUCCCUCUUUUCCAUGCUCGGGGUAUCUUUAACUACGAUGUUGGUCUCAUGCCCUAUCGAAGACCGCUCAAUAUUGUGGUUGGAAGACCGAUCAGAGUGAUGCAGAGUUCACAGCCAAGCCAGGAAGAGAUUGAUCGCGUUCAUGAGGAGUACAUCCAGGAACUCGAGACUAUCUGGCACACGUGGAAAGACACCUUUGCCAAGGACCGCAAGGAGGAGCUCUCUAUUGUGGAGUAA
Cadophora gregata is the source of this 1680-nucleotide messenger RNA. RefSeq names its product diacylglycerol O-acyltransferase 1 (gene DGA1). Gene Ontology annotation, molecular function: diacylglycerol O-acyltransferase activity. Lineage: Eukaryota; Fungi; Ascomycota; Leotiomycetes; Helotiales; Ploettnerulaceae. The transcript is spliced from 3 exons. Gene Ontology annotation, biological process: triglyceride biosynthetic process. Bases 1 to 1680 code for a protein of 559 amino acids. Gene Ontology annotation, cellular component: endoplasmic reticulum membrane. The record is from RefSeq and is a predicted model, not a curated record.